GCUCGAUUUCUUAACGACAGACGUGAUCGCCGGCCAUCGAUGAACGUAAAGAGACCAUAUGUGCCGCCUCCUGGCACCUGAGGCCCAGAGAAUCGCGUGCUUGAGGUGGGACCGAUCCUCUUAUACGGACGUUGGUGGGCUGGGCAGGACGAACGUAUUGGGACAGCGGCAAAGGAGAGGAGAGGAGCUCCCUUCAAGGGAAUGUUGGCCUUGAAACAGGCCUGCGCAGCACUGGUAGUGCUGCUGCUGGCGACUGCUGCCACAGCACAGCCGCAGGGGAACAGGGAGAAGGGGCAGGCGCCAGAGGCAUGCUAUGACUCGCGGCUUAGUAACAGCACCGCCCGAGUGGCCUACACCCGCUCGGCCGGUCCCAGAGAAACCACCUUCACAUUCCUGGUGACGCCGCAGCAGCCCAUCACCACAUUUGCAGUGCGCCUGAGUGAUGCGCUCGCGCGAGACCCCAGGAGAAUAGUCCGAGCAGACCCCAACAAUGGCCAGCUCACAGGCUACAGCCCUGCAGGCGGCCCGUCAUACCAAUGGCCGGUGGCGAACGGGACAAGGCCACAGCAGUUUGCGCUGCACGUGACCAGUACGGGGCGCGGCCUGAACAACACAGUGCAGCUGACAGACAUCUGCCAGCAAGACCUGACAAUUACCGAUGCGUCUGGCAGCACGGUCUUCCAGCAGCCACAGCUGUCCAGCAACCAGCCCGGCUCCUGCAUUAUAUACGUGGGCAACGCGACGGCUUGCGCCUACACACUGAUCACAGACAAGGAGGGCGUCAUGGAGCAGCGGCUACCGGUGUCCUCCAGCAGCCUCCCGCCGGCGCCGGCCCCGGCGUUCGCUCCGGCGUUCGCGCCGGCCGUCGCCCCGGAGUCAGCCGGCGCGCCGGCGCUAGCGCCGGCGGCGCUGGCAUUCCCUCCGCUACCGCCGGUGUCGGCGCCCGCGCCGGAGCCCGUAACGGGCGUGCCGGCCGCCGCCGUGCCGGCCUUCGCGCCGCUGGCGGCGCCGGAGCUGUUGCCGGCGGCCGCGCUCGCGCCCGCGCCAGCGGCCGCCGCGGAAGCGGCUGCUGCGCCUGCGCCAGGGGCCGUCACGGCGUCGGUGGCGUCCGCUCCGGCCUUCGCGCCACUCGGCACCGUCUCCGCGCCGGCGUCUGUGCCGGAGGCCGCCCCGAGCGGCCCGGUGGCGUCGUACUCGCUGCCGUCGCCGUCCCCGGCGCCGGCUGCGCCGCCGGUUGAGGCGCCCGCGUCUAGUGAAGCGUCUCCCUCUCCCUCACCUUCACCAUCACCAUCCCCCGAGUCAUCAUCAUCCUCGCCACCCCCGCCUCCGCCCCCGCCGCCACCCCCGCCACCGCCGCCGCCUCCGCCGUACUCUGACGCCGGCUAUCGCGCAACUGUCGGCCAGAAUGUGGCCGUCGCUGAGUCGGGAUCCUCCCCCUCACCAGGGUCCGGUUCAUAUGGAGGCAACAGUCCGUCACCUUCGGGCGGGACUGAUUACAGAGGGUCGGACACGCGCGGAAGUGACCCGGUCGGCUCCGAUACUCGGGGCAGCGACCCUUACGGCAACGGCGGCCGACCCCCCAGGCCCCCGGGAGCGCCGCCGUUGCCGCCUCUACCACCGCUGCCGCCGCAGCCGCAGCCGCCGCUGCUGGUCUCAGAAAAUGACGUUGCUAGCCCGAGCCCAACCCCCUAGUCAGGCCGGGUUUUACUGGGGGCAGCAGAAGUUGCUAGUAGUAUUUUUGGAAGCGUUGGGCGGCGCGCCAUUCUGUUUGAAGGGCUGCAGAGCACUGCUGGGAGUCCUGAGCUGUGGCUGUUUGCCCUUGGUUGCUCACUGGCUGGAGCAUGGUCCAGACCUCUUCUGGUACAUAAGAGACAGGCUGCCUCGUUCCUAGAGCGGCACGCCGUGAAUUCUGUACUGAGCGCCAGAGCAUACCAACAGGCGCAUGAAUGGUGGGAGUUCUGACUUGUUUGUGCAGUGCGUGGUAGAACAAGGUGCCUGCCUGAAAAAUGGCAGGCUGUGGAUGGCAUCUGGUGUUCCUGUCUGAAACUCAAAGUUCCGAACUCAAGUUUGCUUUCUGCGUUCCGCAAAUAUUGAAUGAAUGUUUUGGAAACGAGGGCUGAGAGGCCCAGAGUGUGGAUUGACCUUAUUUAUGAGCACUGAUUGGGAAGUCCUGCAAAUUGACGCAGAGACAAAUUGGCUGUUCAGCAAAUCUAUUUUGCGGAGGAUAGGUGUAGAAGAAUUGCCAUUGAAGAAGAUGCUGUCUAUUGUUUGCAGUGAGGGCGCACACACUUUGGGUGAGAACUUGAACAGAAAAUGUUCAGGCCCAGCAUAAUUUGGAUAGGAGCCCAUGUAAUUAAAGCAUCAAAUUUCA
Messenger RNA from Coccomyxa subellipsoidea C-169, 2371 nucleotides. RefSeq lists its product as hypothetical. NCBI's taxonomy places the organism in Eukaryota, Viridiplantae, Chlorophyta, Trebouxiophyceae, Coccomyxaceae. Bases 202 to 1692 code for a protein of 496 amino acids. The record is from RefSeq and is a predicted model, not a curated record. The transcript is spliced from 7 exons.